Molecule: messenger RNA, 5760 nt
Organism: Monomorium pharaonis (pharaoh ant)
Lineage: Eukaryota; Metazoa; Arthropoda; Insecta; Hymenoptera; Formicidae
Product: aromatic-L-amino-acid decarboxylase
Exons: 14
Coding region: 687-2531 (614 amino acids)
Biological process (GO): amino acid metabolic process
Molecular function (GO): pyridoxal phosphate binding; carboxy-lyase activity
Source: RefSeq, a predicted model, not a curated record
AUUAUAAAUUAAUAUUUUAUUUUUUAUGUAAAUCAACAUAUUAUAUGGAAAAUUAGAUAUUACAAAAAAUCGCAUUGACAGUGCAAAAAUAAGUACUGAUAUAAGUAAUAAUUAAUUUUCCCUUUUGUUGCUGUUAACAAUAAAAGUAUAUGAUAGAUGUUUCUUACAUUACAUACAUCAUUAUUAUAUCAUUUUUUAUAAUUUCUAUAUAAUUUUACGAUGUGAAUUUCACAUGGUAUUUUACAAAGCUUAUGAAAGUAAAUACACUAGAGCCUAAAUAUAUUUUUGUAAUAAAAAUUUCUUUGGAGGAAUAACUUGACCCGAUGAUCUUUGACCGAGCUCAAGACGCACGUAUAUGAGAACACAUAAGCGAUUGUAUUAGGGUGGGUGUGCGGGAAAACUAGUGUGCGACGCGCGUCUUUUCGCAUCUUUGGCGAAGAAGUCCUACUGAAGAAGGAUGCGUUUGCGCAGGACUCGCCGAUGGAAUUUUGCACCCUGGAAGCUCCCCGACAUAUAUCCGCGGUGGAUGGCAAACUAUCCCGGAUUGUUCAGUUCAGUUCAGUCGUCAUCCGAUCCGACGACGUAAGCUCGAGUCAGUGUAUGCAUCCCGAUUCUAUCACCGUAUCACCACGUCACUGUUAGCAGCAACAGCAAAGGUCGCCAAAUUGCACUUGCAAUAAAUCGUCAUGGACAUCGAAGAAUUCCGCGUACGCGGUAAGGAGAUGGUGGACUACAUCUGCGAGUUCAUGAGCAACAUUCAUACCAGGAGGGUCACGCCGGAUGUUGGUCCUGGCUAUCUCAGACCUCUGCUGCCGUCGGGGCCACCGAAUGAUCCGGAAUCUUGGGAUGAGAUCAUGAAAGACGUGGAAUCGAAGAUCAUGCCGGGCAUCACGCAUUGGCAGCAUCCAAGGUUCCACGCCUACUUCCCGGCCGGAAACUCCUUUCCUUCUAUUCUUGGUGAUAUGCUAUCUGAUGCGAUAGGCUGCAUUGGAUUUUCUUGGGCGGCCAGUCCGGCCUGCACAGAAUUGGAAACGAUAGUCUGCGAUUGGUUCGGCAAGGCGAUUGGACUGCCUACGGAUUUCUUAUACUUUAGCGAGGGCAGCAAAGGCGGAGGCGUUAUACAGGGUUCAGCAUCGGAAUGCAUUCUUGUGUGCAUGCUGGCCGCUCGGGCACAAGCAAUUGCGAGACUCAAGGAAUCUCCAGCACAUGCACACUUGGACGAGACCGCGCUACUCGGUAAGCUGAUGGCAUAUUGCAGCCGGGAAAGUCAUAGUUCUGUCGAGAAGGACGCAAUGAUAUCCUUCGUAAAGCUGCGCAUCCUUGAGCCCGACGAGAAAAGCGUACUUCGCGGGGAGACCUUGCGACAGGCAAUUGAAAGUGACAUGGCUGAAGGCUACGUUCCUUUUUUCGUCUCAACGACCCUCGGCACAACCGCCUGCUGUUCGUUCGAUAAUCUUAGAGAGAUAGGCCCGGUUUGUAAAAAAUAUCCAGGGAUUUGGCUUCACGUGGAUGCCGCUUACGCCGGAAACGCUUUCAUCUGUCCAGAAUUAAAGUAUUUGAUGGCCGGCGUUGAAUACGCCGACUCUUUCAACACCAAUACCAACAAGUUCUUACUAACAAACUUCGAUUGCUCCUGCCUCUGGGUUCGCGACAGAUUCAAGCUUACCAGCGCACUCGUCGUGGAUCCGCUGUAUCUCCAGCACACACACGCGGACACGGCUAUAGAUUACCGGCAUUGGAGUAUAGCGCUAAGUAGGCGAUUUCGCUCAUUAAAACUAUGGUUCGUAAUGAGGAGUUAUGGAAUAUCCGGCCUGCAAGCCUAUAUCCGAAAUCACGUCAUACUCGCUAAAAGAUUCGAGGCACUCGUUAGGAAGGAUUCUAGAUUCGAAGUUUGCAACGACGUUGUGCUGGGCUUGGUGUGCUUUCGUGCUAUAGGGAGCGAUCAAUUAAAUCAGAAAUUAUUGAGCACAAUUAAUGACUCGGGAAAGGUACACAUGACUCCGGCACGAGUAAAUCAACGUUACACAAUACGUUUUGCGCUCACUGCACCUAAUGCAACUUCCAGAGAUGUUGACGUGGCAUGGAGCAUUAUAACGGACUAUCUAAGCGAAUUAUUAGAAUUCAACGACGAGUUGGAGGACAUUCGUAUAAGAAAGAGAAAGGCCACCUUGGCGCAAAGGAGAUCUUUCUUCGUGCGCAUGGUGUCUGAUCCUGCGAUUCAGCCUGGAUUCACGAAAACUCCGAACAGGACAGGACCCAAGCUCGACACGCAAGCAACCAUCGGCGGUAUCGGAUCAAAUCCUCAAUCCGGAGUGAAAUCCUGGAUAUCCUGGCCACUUGCUUAUCUUAUGCAGGCAAAAGAAGCUGCUGAUACAAGUGAAUUAUCGCUCAGAUUUCGCCACUUGGACACCAUGGUGCGCCUGAAGACCGGUGGUACCGGAAGUCGCCGCGGCAGCAGUAACGGAUGCAGCCCGGAACCGUCCCCGUCUGCUUCACCCUCGCGAGGCAGAUCGCCUAACGGCCGUGCGUAAUCGCAUUACAUCGAUCUUUUCUUUCUUCGUGUCUUUCCGAGGAAUUCUCCAAGCGUAUAACAAUCGCAACGGAUGAUUCAUUGUGCUCCGAAACCCCAUUAUGCUCCAAGAAGAUAGACGAAGAGAAAAUCCACUAGUUACAACUUUACAUCGGGAACUGAUACUGCCGACAAUCUCGACAUUAAAGCCCACCUUAGACACACAUACAUAAUUUGGGACAGAGAAAUAAUUCUUUAUAUUUAUAUUUAUAUCUAAUAUGUCCAAUAAUUUCAAUGUGUCAAAUUGUAAAUAUAUUUAUGGAUAAGAGAACAAUCUCAUGUUAAAUCUUGAUUAAAAUUACAUACACAUACAUACAUUACUUAAAACGUGCACAAAAUUAUUUAGGUAUAUUAUUUAGCAUACUGUUCUUGGCGCCCAAAUAUCGUAAAACAAUUGAAACAAGUAAAACAAUUGAGCGUUCGUAAAUUGUGAAUUGUAGUUAUUAAUUAAUUUGUCAGCUUACUUACAUAUACUUGGCGCAUAUCUUCUAUUCGUAAAAAUUAAUCCUUCACUUUCAUCAGCAAUGACUUCAAUUCCCUAUAGAUAUCCUCUGUAUUGUGAAAUAUACAGAAUAAAAUAUGUAGAAUUUCGCUCUAUAUUCUGUCGCGAAUUACAGAUCGUCUAAAAUGGGCUUGAACGGAGAACUUUGCAUUAAAUUGCUCACCAAGAAAUAGAUCUGAUGAGAUGUCGCCGAAAUUGCCCCGUGGUAUGUUUUAUUCGAUAAGAAAUUAAAUAUGUUUCAAUCUCAACUGUGCGUCGUUUUCUUAAAUAUUCCUAAACCACGAAAGCUCUAAGGAACGCAAAGAAAUUAAAAAAAAAAAAUUAACUGAAAAAAAAAUUAAAUUCUUGACUGUCUCAUAAUCGAAUUCUCCAAUGAAAAACAAGGAAGCGCAUUUGGUUUUAAAUUCAAGAUUUGGAUAAAAAUAAAACACCGUCAAGAAUAUUUCAAAUCAUAUCGUACAUUAUUUCAUAUCUUUAUAUAAAAUUAUUGAAAAUGAUUGAUAUUUUUUUAAAAACAAUAAAAAAAUUUUUUAAACCUCUGAUCUCUUCGCAAGAGAAAAGAUGAUACCGAUAACGUUAAGAUACUUGCGUCGUUGUAUUUGAGUGACAACAGGUUGGUGUCAUAAGCAAACUACGCUACCACAAAAGUGCUUUGAUAUAGAUAGGUGUAAACAAUUGAAAAAGUUAACAACAUGCAAUCUCCCCUGCGAUCAACUGUUCAACUCUUUGUCUGCGUGUACGUCGAAUAAUUUCUGAAUUUUCAUUAGUAUUACACGCGAAAUUAUAUUGUGAGAUUCGACAGGCAGAUCUGCAACAGCCUGCGUAUAAUUGACGGUGUUGGAUUCGCUAAUUUCGCUCAAGUCGUUUAUUACAAUUACAAGCGACACACGUAAAAAAAAAAAAAGGAAUUGCCCGCAAUCAGAACGAGCUUUAAUUACUUCUCACGCGUUCACGAGCAUCGAAGCUCUACCGGGAUUCAAUUCGGAAAACGGCGGAUGCGAGUAGAUCAUGCGUGAAGGUGGCGAUGAGAAAACGAGUAGCGAUCGGCAUGUGUGUGUGUACAUGUUACGAAGAUUGAGCGGUGACCUGUCACCGCUUCCACGGGGUGUUGUAAAUGUAGGUGAAGAGUAAAUGUCUAUUUAUAAAACGAUGGAGAGACGAUGAGGACAGGAGGAGACGCGGGGACAGGGGACCGACGGGGGAGAAUUUACCCCCAUGCGCAGAACAUGGCACAUUGUAUGGGACGUUUAUUCAAACAGCGACCCCGCUGUAGCGUCAUUGAUACUGGUCUGCAGCAUCGGCUUCCGAAUUUUCGCGAAGCCGAUUAAAGAAACACAAACGGAGAAAAGAAUUGCUCUUAAGAUAGAACAUGAUGGAAAUCACUCUGAUUGUUGCCAAAAAUCAUUUGAGCUCCGAUACUCCUAGUUAAUAAUAAUAAAAAUUGCAUUUGUUUUGUUACUAAUGCGGAAAACAAGCUACUAUCUUCGUUGCAAUAACUAUACCACGUCACUAAUAGCAAAUAUAUGAGUAAUUACCAAUUUUUAACGUAUAAUAUACAAAUUAUUUAAAAGAGUCCAGAAGCAAAGGGGUUUGCGUAAUAAUGCGCAAUAUAUUAUUGCGCGUAUAAAAAAAAAAAUCAAAUAUUUUGCAAAACAUUUUAAAAAGCGUUUCUUAAUAAUAUACGUUAAAUGUUUAGUUAUUUUCGACGUAUAAUUUGCAUUUAUAACAUGAAACGAUCAGUAAUUCCAGUUUAUAAGAAAGCUGUGAUUGACACUUUCAGGUGUCGAAUUUAUUUAUUCUAUUUAUUUGUUAACUUGAAGAUAUUUUUGAUACAUGAAGUUUCGUAUUAAUAGAUCAGUAAAAUCCACCCAAAUCCAGCGGUCGAAAUCAGAUUAUCGAGAGAUCACCGCGAUGAUCUGCAAGACCGUGUCACAGGACCACCGGUCGGGGAAUCUCUUUCUUAAUCGAUCUUUAUUUGUUAAGAAAAUUAAUUUUAUUGCGCUUUUUCCCCAAUUUCCUCUCUCUCUCUCUCUCUCCUCUCUCUCUCUCUCCACCUUAAUUUUAUCUGCGUGAUAGCAGGGGCGUACGGAGCCGAGGCGCGCAUAAAACUGACCGGCGCUUCGGCAGGUGCUACUAGUCUCCCGUCUGACGUGGCUCGCGGCAAAUGUUCGAUACGUGCGAGGGAAAAUCGCGCGGCGCUCGAGUUACGGGAAUACGCGAGGAGAAGUACGCGCGAUCGAGGGGGCCGAUUUUCCGCCAAGGUGGAGAGGCUUCUUCUCGAGCGGUAGCGGAAACGAAACGUGAGUGGCACCGAUGGGCUUUAAACCGUCGAAACACUUGAACGUCGCCUCGGAGUUGCGCCCCUCUCGCAAAGUCGCGUUUUCCGAAAAUCUGCAUUCGCUUUCAUAAGAUUCUUUCAUACUUGAUGGUAAAAUAACAUUCGAUUUCCCAUCAGAGUGUAGCAGUGGAAAGGAAAUCUGAGCGAAAUCGGCAAACUUUCCUCCAAGUUCUUCAGCACCUUCGUUCUGCUUGGAUUUUUUUUACAAUUGCGUCUCAAAGUCUAUGUAAUCCGAACUUUAUUAAAAAAGAAUAGAGUUCCAGUUACCGAAGAAAAAAAAAAAGAAAUGAUAUGAUUGGUGAAAAACUGCAAUUAGAGAUUUUACAUUCUUAAAAAAAAAAAAAAAAAAAA